AUGCCUUUCCGCGACGGGUUCUCCCACAACCCCUUCAAGACCCGGGCAGACCUCAUUUGUGGCGGGCUCGCCCUCUUGCAGCCUCUUGAACAAUACAAGUCUCGAGGGAGGGCGCGGAUCAGACUACCGACAACCACUGGCACUGGCUUUAGCGAGCAGGCCGCCCAGGUGGAAGGAUUUGCGCGACCUCUUUGGUUCAUCGCGAGCGUUCAGGCAUCGCCGUCACACGGGGAACCGUCAUCAUCACAAGCGCGCGGCAUCAGCCUGGAGUCGUGGAUCACUGGCCUGAAAAAUGGAACAGAUCCUAAUUCCCCAGAGUUCUGGGGCAGCGUCGGUGACUUUGACCAGCGAAUGGUGGAGAUGGAGUCUGUGGCUUAUGCCCUCUUGAUUGCACCUGAUGCCUUUGGGCUGGCGGACGACGCGGCUGCAAAGGCCAACCUUAUCACCUGGCUGCGAUCCAUCAAUUCCAGGGACAUGUCGGAGAAUAAUUGGCGAUGGUUCCGGGUCUUUGUGAAUCUUGCCCUGACUCGGAGUCUUGGGGUUCCUGUCGACGAAGUCGAGCAGCAGAUUCAGCAUGACUUGGAAAUCCUGGACACCUUCUACCUCGGUGAUGGUUGGUCCAGCGACGGCAAAUGGGGAAGCGCCCGGAAGCAAGCAGAUUAUUACUCUGGCAGUUUUGCCAUCCAAUUUGCGCAGCUGCUCUACGUCAGGCUCGCACCGGACUGGGACCCCGAUAGGACGGCGAAAUACAAGGACCAGGCAAGGCAGUUUGGUAAAGAGUUCUGGAGAUACUUCAACGCCGAAGGCGCGGCGAUCCCGUUCGGACGUAGCAUGACCUAUAGAUUCGCCAUGGCAGCCUUUUGGGCAGCUGCGGCCUUGGCCGAGAUUGAACUCCCGGCGCCGUUGGACAACCUAGGUGUUGUGAAAGGCAUGCUCUUGCGCAAUUUACGAUGGUGGUCUCAGAAGCCUGACAUUUUCAAUGUCGAUGGAUCGUUAAAUAUCGGUUAUACGUACCCGAAUAUGUAUAUGUCCGAGGAUUACAACUCGCCGCAGUCAGUCUACUGGUGCCUCAAGGCGUUCGUUGUUGCGGCACUUCCGCAGGAUCAUCAAUUCUGGACAAUUGAUGAAGCGCCUUUUCCGACCAAUUCAUCAUCUCGUCCCGACGACUUGGCUCUCCUGAAUCAACCCCGGCACAUCUUGUGCAACACGGCAGAGCAUCACUUUCUCCUCUCCUCUGGUCAGGCCACGCGGAGUAACCACAAGGGUAGGGAGGCCAAGUACGGUAAAUUCGCCUAUUCGUCUGCCUUUGGCUUCAGUGUCCCUGUUGGCCGGCUCUUGGAGCAGACUGCCCCUGAUAGCACGCUGGCUCUUAGUCUGGAUGAUGGUGAAACGUGGGUAACUCAUUGGGAACCAUAUGACCUCCGAAUCGGCUCUGCGAAUGUUGGGGAUGAGAGCGUUCCAACCUUGCUCAGUACCUGGCGGCCGUUUAGGAUUUUUGACGUGGAGAUACGCACGACCCUCAUCCCCCCGGUUCAGAAAUUCCCAGGCUGGCAUCUGAGGGUACACGAGGUUCUUUGCACUCGCCCACUGAGCGGUGGUGGGCUUGUGCAAAAGUUACAGCUUAUCGACAGUGGCUUCUCUAUCUCAGCCGAGACGUCAGAAGGCUUGUGUAUAUACGAGAGACCUUAUAACUCCAGCAUUGACGGCGAAAGACUAGGAGCAGGGGUCGAAGGCUGGUGGGAAACGGAAACCAGUUCUCUCAUAAUAUCAGAAUCUGGUGCAAGUGGUGUCGUCGACCUGACAAAGGAACCUUCUUUUAGCAGCUCAAAAUUGGUACCACACGUGGAUGUGGAAACAAGGGGCAUGGUGAUCAAGCCGCACGCUAACACUAAUCUGAUGAUUCAGCGGACGCUCAUUCCGUCGAUACGCCAUAUCGUCGACUUGGAGGGAGGUUCUAGAUGGAAGCAAUCAGGCACUACGGACUCGAGGGAGUCUUAUUCCGUCACUAUUGUCACAGGUAUUUUCGCGAUGGAAAAAUCAGCGUGCCACCUUGGUAAGACUUUGCAGGACAAAUGGGGGACUCCUCCUACAGGAAUUUCUACAGUGUAA
Venustampulla echinocandica is the source of this 2109-nucleotide messenger RNA. RefSeq lists its product as uncharacterized. The record is from RefSeq and is a predicted model, not a curated record. NCBI's taxonomy places the organism in Eukaryota, Fungi, Ascomycota, Leotiomycetes, Helotiales, Pleuroascaceae. The coding region runs from base 1 to 2109 and encodes 702 amino acids. The transcript is spliced from 3 exons.